AUGGUCACCAAACGAUUACUCGUCGCGCUCUUCGCCCUCCUUCCCCCAACGCAAGCCCUUCUCCGCUUCUCCUGCUCGCAACUAGUAGUCGAGCGCCUCGACCCCCUCGUCAACCCCGGCCUCUCGCAAUCGCCCCACCUACAUCAAAUCAUCGGCGGAAAUGCGUUCAAUAUCUCCAUGGACCCUACCGUCGCGCCGCCGGACAUAGCGACUUGCACGACGUGCACCUUUGCAGAGGACUUUAGCAACUACUGGACUGCGACACUGUAUUACAGGGCGAAGAACGGGACGUUUAAGAGGGUGCCACAGAAAGGGAAUGUGAAUUUCGAGAGCAGUAAUGGCGGGAUGACGGUGUAUUAUAUUCCGAAGAACGUUAAUGGGGCGACGCCGGGGGCGGUGACGGCGUUCAAGAAGGGGUUUAGGAUGAUUGUUGGAAAUCCAACCUACCGCACCGAAGCCCAAGCAAAGCAGUUCCGCCAGCUCACCUACACAUGUCUGCAAGACUCGAUGACGCGGACUGGCGAAACACUCUACUUCCCCAAGAAGCCGUGUCCGGCGGGAAUAAUGGUGAAUGUGCGGUUUCCGACGUGUUGGGAUGGCGUCAAUCUGGAUAGCCCGGAUCAUAUGAGCCAUGUCGCGUAUCCUUCCUCGGGCACCUUCGAAUCCAACGGGCCUUGCCCGUCCACCCACCCCGUCAAACUGCCCCAACUCUUCUACGAGGUGAUAUUCGACACGACCAAAUUCAACGACAAAUCGCUCUGGCCCGACGACGGGAGCCAGCCCUUUGUGUGGUCGUUCGGGGAUAAGACUGGCUACGGCAACCAUGGUGAUUACGUGUUUGGGUGGAAGGGCGACGCGCUGCAGAAGGCUAUGGACACGAACUGCAAUAUCAACUGUCCGCAGUUGAAAACACAGAGCAUUGCGCAGGCGAACAAGUGCGUGCAGAGUCAGAAGGUGAAGGAGGAUGUGGAUGGGUGGCUCAGUGAGUUGCCCGGGGGUAUGCCCGUUGGGUAG
Messenger RNA from Paraphaeosphaeria sporulosa, 1014 nucleotides. RefSeq lists its product as uncharacterized. The transcript has 4 exons. The record is from RefSeq and is a predicted model, not a curated record. The coding region runs from base 1 to 1014 and encodes 337 amino acids. NCBI's taxonomy places the organism in Eukaryota, Fungi, Ascomycota, Dothideomycetes, Pleosporales, Didymosphaeriaceae.